Molecule: messenger RNA, 3270 nt
Organism: Aedes albopictus (Asian tiger mosquito)
Lineage: Eukaryota; Metazoa; Arthropoda; Insecta; Diptera; Culicidae
Exons: 2
Biological process (GO): DNA integration
Molecular function (GO): nucleic acid binding; zinc ion binding
Source: RefSeq, a predicted model, not a curated record
AUGGCCUCUCCCGAUGCUGCUGCUGCCACCGCCGCUGCUGGUGCCGCUGGUCACGCGAUGCCGGCGUCGUUCAAUUUCGAGCCCUUCAACGCGGCUACCGCCAAGUUUGACCGCUGGUUGGAGCGCUUGGAAAUUUCGUUCCGGAUCUACAAGGUUGCUCCGGCGGACAAGCGAGACUACCUGUUGCACUAUAUGGGUAGUUCUACGUACGAUGUUUUGUGCAACAAAUUGCAGAACCAGUCGCCUGGAACCCAAACGUAUGCUGACAUCGUGGCCCUGCUGAGGUCGCAUUACAGCCCGGCUCCACUGGAAAUUUUGGAGAAUUACAAAUUCAUCUGUCGGAAGCAGCUGGACCACGAAGCGUUGUGCGACUAUAUUACGGACCUGGAGAAGCUGGCACAAACCUGCAAUUUUGGUGCGCACCUGGAUACUGCCAUCCGGAAUCAAUUUGUCUUUGGUUUGCGGAACCGUACCAUCCAAUCCCGCCUGCUGGAGGUACGCAAUUUGACACUAGCCAAGGCAAAGGAGAUUGCUUUUAGUAUGGAGAUGUCGCACAGAGGAACGGAUGAAAUUCACGGUUCGACGUCGAAAACGGAGAUCCAGUACCUGGAGCACGGGAAGCAGAAAAAGAAGAAACCAAUAACGAAGCCGAUGACACCGACGACGAAGCCCAAGCCGACGACGCCGACCCAGGGGAAAGCUUGCUACCGGUGCGGCGAUCCAGACCAUUUUGCCAACAAGUGUCGUCAUCAAUCAACAAUCUGCAAUUUCUGCAAACGGAAGGGGCACCUGGAGAAAGUUUGCCAAACCAAACUGCGUGGCAACCCCAAGAAGGCACCGGAGAAGGCUGUUACACACCACAUCGAAGACUCGCCGGUGAUCAAGGACGUUUUCCACCUGCGGAGCACUCCGGGGUUUGCUGACAAAUUCAUGCUGGAUCUCAAGGUCGAUGGGAGGACGCUGACCUUCGAGGUGGAUACCGGUUCACCAGUUUCCCUCAUCAGUUCCCACGACCAACGACGGUACUUCAAAGACUUCCCAAUACAUCCGACUGCGACAAAACUGGUGAGUUACUGCGACACCGAUAUUAACGUUCCCGGUAAGAUUUUUGUAAAAGUAAUGUCGAAUGGUGAUGAGCUCACAUUGCCCUUACAUGUGGCGGAGUCCAACAGACAUCCAAUAAUGGGUCGUGACUGGUUGCUUCGAUUAAAUAUCGAUUUCAAUAGCGUUUUCAAACCCGGUAUGAAUUCCAUUUCACAUUCUGAUUCUUCUGGCGAAUCGACUCCCAAUGCGUUGAAUAAUCUGUUGACCAAAUACUCUCGUGUGUUUGAUGGAAAUGUUGGUAAGAUUACCGGUGUUCAGGCCUCUCUUAACUUGCGUGCUGAUGCACAACCGGUGUACAUCAAGCAUAGGCCGGUCGCUUUUUCUGUGCGUGACGCGGUCGAAAAAGAAAUCGAUAAAUUCGUUAAGGAUGGUGUUUGGGAGAAAGUCGAUCAUUCUGACUGGGCUACUCCUGUUGUCCCAGUGCGGAAGGCAGGCGGUAAGGUUAGGUUGUGUGGGGAUUAUAAGGUCACUGUCAAUCCUCACUUGCUCGUUGAUGACCACCCACUACCGACGGUCGAAGAGUUGUUCGCCACUGUCGCUGGGGGAGAAAAGUUUUCGAAAAUUGACUUAUCGCAGGCUUAUUUGCAGCUUGAAGUCCGAGAGGAGGACAGGGGUCUGCUGACUCUCAGUACUCACAAGGGGCUUUAUCGUCCAACCAGAUUAAUGUACGGUGUGGCUUCCGCACCUGCCGUGUUCCAAAGAUUGAUGGAGCAGAUCCUGCAGGGUAUUCCUGGGGUCACGGUUUUCAUAGACGACAUUCGUGUCACAGGACCGGAUGAUGAGUCUCAUUUGCGUAGGUUGGAGGAAGUGCUGAAACGAUUGGAGGCACAUGGAAUGCGUGCUAAUCGUGAUAAAUGUGAGUUCUUUUCGAGUCAAAUCGACUACUGCGGAUAUUCGGUGGACAAAUUUGGUAUCCAUAAGCUGCAAACGAAGGUCCAUGCUAUUCAAAGCAUGCCUGUUCCGUCCGAUAAAGAGCAAGUACGUUCGUUUGUCGGACUCGUGAGUUACUAUGGCCGAUUCUUCCCUAAUCUAAGUACAAUUCUGUAUCCACUGAAUAAUUUACUCAAAGACGAUGUUCCGUUUUUGUGGUCCAAGGAGUGCGAUAAGUCAUUCAAUCUCGUGAAAAGAGAAAUGCAGUCCGGUAGGUUUUUGGUUCAUUUUGAUACGACACUGCCUUUGGUACUUGCUACCGACGCUUCCCCUUACGGCGUCGGUGCCGUUCUGAGUCACCGGUUCCCGGAUGGAACCGAGCGACCGUUGCAGUACGCUUCUCAAACGUUGACUCGCACUCAGCAGAAAUACUCACAGAUUGAUAAAGAGGCAUACGCCAUUGUAUUUGGCAUUCGCAAAUUUUAUCAAUAUCUGUUCGGCCGUAAGUUCACACUGGUGACUGACAACAAGCCGGUCAGCCAGAUAUUUUCCGAAAGCAAAGGUCUUCCUACGAUGACGGCAAUGCGUAUGCAGCACUACGCUGCUUUUCUUCAAAACUUCGAUUACAGGAUUCGAUACCGCCGUUCAUCUGAUCAUUGCAAUGCUGAUGCAAUGUCGCGUCUACCAGUCGCUACAACUGAUCCCGAAAACGAAAUUGAGGAGCCUGAUGCUAUUGAGAUCAACUCUAUCCAAACGUUGCCGCUAACUGUUGACGAGUUGGGAACUGCUACUCUUGCUGAUAGUAGCGUACGAGAGUUGCUUCGGGGCUUGAGAUCCGGUAGAACGGUCGAUGCAAAGUUUCGUUUCGGUGUUAGCCAGGAAGAGUUCAGCCUGCAAAAAGACUGCAUUAUGAGAGCCUGUAGACAGUUCUUCAGCACAUACGGUAUUCCUUCGGUACUCGUUAGUGAUAACGGUCCGCAAUUCACAUCCGGUGAAUUCGCGAAGUUUUUGGACCUGAACGGAGUCGUUCAUAAGUUCAGUGCACCCUAUCAUCCGGCCACCAAUGGCCAGGCCGAAAGAUUCAUUCAAACGAUGAAGCUUAAGCUGAAGGCCAUUGAUUGCAAUCGUUCCCAAAUUCAUGGCGAAUUGUGUUCAAUUCUCAUGUCGUACAGGAAAAUGAUUCAUCCUACUACGGGACUAUCUCCUUCAAUGAUGGUCUACGGUCGCCAAAUUCGCUCUCGCUUAGAUCUGAUGGUUCCAUCCGGUAACUCUAAUGAUCGCGAGGCUGCAGGGAAG